AUGGAGCCCAAGAUACACCCCGCUGCAACCGUCACAAACAUCAAGAGCCUAAUUCCGGUUGUGCUCGAGAUGGAAUCCGGACAAUACGCGUCUUGGUCCGAACUGUUCAAGAUUCAAUGUCGGGCUAACCUUGUUAUCGAUCACCUCUCUCCCAAACCUGCUUCAUCCUCCUCAUCUUCUGGAACGACUAACGAAACCGACAAGGCCAAAGAAAUAGAGACUGAUGAAUCUUGGGAUCGGUUGGAUGCCAUUGUGCUCCAAUGGAUUUAUGCAACCAUCUCGAAUGACCUCUUGCACACCAUCCUCAAGCCGAACACCACUGCGUAUGAUGCUUGGAAGACACUCGAAAGCCUCUUUCACGACAACAAAAGUUCUCGGGCUAUACAUCUCAUGCAUAAAUUCUCUAACACACGCCUUGACGGAUUCUCUAGCGUCUCGGCGUAUUGCCAACAACUGAAGGUGUUAGCCGACCAACUGGCUAACGUUGGAAGUCCGGUUGACAAUGAACGCUUAGUACUUCAAUUAAUCGCGGGCCUCAAGAACAGUAUGAAGGUAUUGCCACCAUUCUUCAGCAACAGGACCCCUUACCCUCGUUCUAUGACGCUCGGUCUAAAAUCAUGCUCGUUGAAACUCGCAAGGCGGAACAAGCUCUCCUCACAGCUCAAACCGCGGGUACCGCAUUAA
Messenger RNA from Helianthus annuus (common sunflower), 684 nucleotides. RefSeq lists its product as uncharacterized. The transcript has a single exon. The record is from RefSeq and is a predicted model, not a curated record. Bases 1 to 684 code for a protein of 227 amino acids. Lineage: Eukaryota; Viridiplantae; Streptophyta; Magnoliopsida; Asterales; Asteraceae.